AUGGCCCCACGCACCCGUGCUGGGACUGCACCCUCUGGGGGAGCCUCCACGUCGUCCCCUAGAGCGCGUACACCUCUACCCCGGCAGGAAUCUGAGAUUCCUGAACCCGCCGCUCACCUUGGCAUGGGCCCUCCAGCCGCCCUGCCACCGCCGCGGCCCCUACACUCCUAUGUCUACCAUGGAGAUAAAGGGAUCAAGGUUGGAGAUCCGCCGAAUUACAAGGGCAAGACGCUGUCUGAAUUCCACAGCUUCACGAGAGCCCUUGAACGGAAAUUCCGCCUUAACCUGAGCCAGUUUAAUACUCAUGAGGUACGAGUCAUAUACGCCGCGAGCCUCCUCGAAGGCACCACUGCAACUACAUGGGCGACCAAGGAAAGGGAGCUUGAGCGUAGCAAUGCUGCCAUGACAUGGGAAGAAUUCAAGAACUUCCUUCUGGACCAGAUUGAAGACCACCGUAACCGCGCCUUCACAGCGGCGCAGCGGUUCAACUCACUACGUCAACGAGACGACGAGAAUCCUUCCGAUUUCAAUGCAAGAUUCGAAGAAUAUUGGGAGGAACUGUCUGACGAUUUGAAUCUAUUGAAAACGCAGCUUUACCUCGCGAAGCUGACUCAUAAGGUGCGGACGACGAUAUCGCAAUAUCAAAGUCCGCCCACCAAUCGCACCGAGCUUGUCAACCUGGCUUCUCGAAUCUAUUUGAAUAAUCAACACAAUGAGAAGAAGGGGAACAAGACUCCCUCAAAGCAACCGACAACAGGAUCAAAACGGCGCCAUGACGGCUCCGACUGGAUAACAACCUUUGUUUUAACUGCGGAAUCUCAGGCCAUUUUGCCAGUGAUUGCCGGUUGGAAAAAGAUAGGUCCGCCGGGCCACGCAAAGUUUACAGAUGGAACAAAAUGCCACCGAUUCGGCAUCAUUCAAACAAAGUGUGAGGCCACUGACUCUGAAGGAACCUCCAAGGGGAGCAGUCUGCUCCUCCACGCUGUCAACAUCAUAGAUGAGGACGUCAUCCUAGGUCUCCCGUGGUUGAGAGAAAACAAUCCUCUCAUCGACUGGGUCACUCAGGCGUGGCGGUACCGCCUCACCGACGAAGAUGCAGCUUAUAGAGGAACCCGAAGAGUUCCAUCGGAAGAAUCUCGAGGAUAA
Molecule: messenger RNA, 1146 nt
Organism: Histoplasma mississippiense
Lineage: Eukaryota; Fungi; Ascomycota; Eurotiomycetes; Onygenales; Ajellomycetaceae
Exons: 3
Coding region: 1-1146 (381 amino acids)
Source: RefSeq, a predicted model, not a curated record